Messenger RNA from Tigriopus californicus, 2997 nucleotides. RefSeq names its product arf-GAP with coiled-coil, ANK repeat and PH domain-containing protein 2-like (gene CenB1A). Gene Ontology annotation, molecular function: protein binding; GTPase activator activity. Gene Ontology annotation, cellular component: cytoplasm. The record is from RefSeq and is a predicted model, not a curated record. Lineage: Eukaryota; Metazoa; Arthropoda; Copepoda; Harpacticoida; Harpacticidae. The coding region runs from base 554 to 2872 and encodes 772 amino acids. The transcript is spliced from 5 exons.
UACUUCAUAUCUGAAGACUUGAUCGAGUUAAGUGAAUCUGUGAGUCAAGUCAGGCGAUUUACCCAGGCCUGGCAUGCAAUCCAGCCCAGAUAAGACGAAUCCGGCUCGAAUCCCCUCUAACUCUGGCUGUGCAUUGGUCCGUAUGUCUCUCUCUACGUUAUCCUACGUAAAUGCACGCAUGCACGCAUGCACUCUCCAGUCUCUUCUGCUGAUAGAUUCAUGGCUGACGGCUGACUGACUGACUGAUCGAUCAAGUGCGGGCGGCGUGUUUUCUUCAAGUGAUACUAACCUCAAUCAUGGCCGUCUCCUUGAUGGCAUCGCCCAUUAUAUUUUGAUGAUCAAGCUCUUUGGUGCUCGUUCAAUUGGCUGGCGGUAUCGUGACCGCUGGAUUGGGGAUAGAUUCUAGGCUCUGGCGACUGGUGUGCUUCCCAUGAGAUGAGUACAGUUCGGGUGACUCAUCCGCCAUCCAUCCUCCCCCCUGGUACUGGUGGUAGUCAUCGAGUUGUGUGAGCGGUUUCUUACACUCGCUCAUUCAUUACGCCCAUUUAGUAGCAUGGCCUCGUUAAAGUCGCCUUUGAUCGUGGCCUUGGAGCCCAUCAUCCCUUUCAGCGACUGUCUGACGGACUCGCCGCGAUUUCGUCAGAGCCUCCAGGCUAAUGAGGAUAACCUCGACGACCUCGAGACCCGUCUGGAGAAGCUCUUGAAAGCCAAUGCGGCCAUGGCUGAGGCGGGCAAGCAUUACGUCAAUCAACAAACCCAGUUCCUGGCUGCCCUCUGGGAGAUGAACGCCCAUUUCGCGUCUAGUCUCCCUCGGGGUGGGGCUCGUACUCCGGCCCCGCCGCCUCAACCCCCGUUGGCCGACACCUUGGUUCACCUGAACAAGUUGGCUCAGAAUGUGCAAGAGAUGAUCAAGCUCCAGAAUUCGGUGGUGGGGCGGGCUUCGGAGGCCCUGGCUCAUGAUUUGACCAAGUUUCUGCGGGAUGACGUCAAACAAAUGAAAGACACUAAAGGCUAUUUCAACAAGAUCUCCAAUGACCUGGAUUCGGCCUUGCAGAAGAACGCCACCGUGUCCAAAAGUCGUCCGGGCGAUGUGGAAGAUGCGGCCAAUCUACUCACGGCCACGCAGAGCUGCUUCCGCUACACCACCAUGGACUACGUGUUCCAGAUCACCAUGUUGCAAGCUAAGAAGAAGCACGAGGUCUUGAAGUCCUUGCUGGCCUUCCUCAUCACCUACGGCGAGUUCUUUGAGCGGGGCUCGGGCGCUUUCACGGAUUGGCAAUCCGAUAAACAGUCUUUGGGCGGGCACAUCAUGGAUCUGCAACAGGUGUCAUCGAGAUUGGAGAAGCACCUGGAGAAACGACACACCCACGUGAGUCAGGGCAGUCACAAUGAGAUUGAGGUGCCCGCCGCCGGACGGCACGAUGUGAAACUCGAAGGCUAUUUGUUCAAACGCGGCCAGAAUGCGUUCCGGAUCUGGAACCGACGGUGGUUCUAUCUACAGAAUAACAAGCUUCUGUACUCGAGACGAUCGGGUGAAGAUGCCACGGUUAUGGAAGAGGAUCUCCGGAUUUGUUUGGUACGACCCUUGAUGGAUAUCGAUCGUCGAUUCUGUUUCGAAAUCAUUUCGCCCACCAAAUCGCACAUCUUGCAAGCCGAUUCGGAUGAGAUCGCCAAGAAAUGGAUCACAUGCCUCCAACAGGGCAUUUCAUCGGCUCUUCAGGAGACCAUUCAGGAGGCAAAGAAACAUGGGCCUGAGGAACAACUGCGGUGGGACGACUCGGACCCCGAGGAUUCCCAAGAACCCAAGGCUACGUCCUCGUCGAGUCCGGCUAAAAAUGGAAAGUCAAAGCAAUGUGCCAAACAAAUCCUUCUCAUCCCUGGUAAUGAAACGUGCUGCGAUUGUGGCUCGGCACAACCUCAAUGGGCCUCGAUUAAUUUGGGAAUAACCCUUUGCAUUGAAUGCUCCGGGGUGCAUCGGGGGUUGGGGGUUCAUGUCAGCAAAGUGCGUUCCAUUACCCUGGAUGCUUGGGAACCGGAAAUCCUGAAGGUCAUGGCUGAAUUGGGCAACACAAUCUCGAAUCUGAUUUUCGAGGCUGAGGUCCAUGAAAUCGUGGCCAAACGCGCCAAGCCCUCUUCCGAUGGGCCCGAGCGGGAAAAUUGGAUCAAGGCCAAGUAUGUGGCUAAGGCUUUCAUUCGCUCCAAAGUUCUGGAACAAGGGUCCGACGGCUCAAACUCGGGCAUUUGGACCGUACGCAAACUCCGACGUCGUAGCCGGACCUCGGGUGCGAAAGGGGAAUCCUCCUCGUCUAAGGAAAAUCGAGACACGGAUGAGAAGGACGAAGACACGACGCAAUCCGGCAAGAUCAAUGCCGAGCAUCUCAUCUUCGGCAGCUCUCUUGGGGAGCAUCGUGUUGCCAGUGUGGAACUCGAUAGCGAUCAAGAGUCAACGGAUGGCGAGGAUGGAACCUCCAUGGCGGAUCAAGCCUACAUCGAGGCCAUGCUGGCCGAACUCACGCCUGACCAUCUACUUUACCGUGCGUCUCGUGUUCAUAAUUUACCUGUCAUGAGCCAAGCCCUGGCCUUGGGUGCUAAUCGUGACUGGGAUGCCCCCAAUGGCUCGGCCGUGAUCCAUCAGUCCAUCCUGAGUGGAUCGAUCUUGGCCUGUGNGCUGGAUAUUGCGGUGCAGAAUUCGGACGCCGACAUUGUCACACUCCUCAAAUUGGCCGCAUUGAACGAGGAGAUCCGGGAAAACGAUAUGGCCGGUGAUGACACUUUCCACGAUGUUGUGCAGGAAUUCUCGCAAAUGGGGUCCACUCAUCCAGAACGAUUCCAUCGAAAAUCCACCUCGGAUGGACGCAAACCUGACAAUUGAUAUUGCUCGACAUGUGUGAAUUUGGUUUGUAUUUUUCUACACAUCCUCUUCUAUUAUGCUAUGAUAAACAUCACUAUUUUACUGUUUCAUAUUUUAUCACUAAAUACAUUAACCUCUAAAACGGU